Molecule: messenger RNA, 16700 nt
Organism: Lymnaea stagnalis (great pond snail)
Lineage: Eukaryota; Metazoa; Mollusca; Gastropoda; Lymnaeidae
Source: the annotation of a GenBank genome assembly
CCGGUUAGAGAUGGCUGAUCUACCAGAAAAAUAUCAAAAACUCGCUGGCGAAUAUGCUAAAGUACGAGCCAAUUUUGCCAUUCUUGAGCUGUAAUUUUAAGUAGAAUUGGUUUUUCAGUGUAUAUUGCACAUUUUAAUAUUUCAUUUUAGCUGAAAACCCUGAUGUUUCGAUCCAUUACUUAAAUCAAUUUGCAUGUAAACAACCAGGAUAGUAAGAAAUUGGCCUACCAAAUCAUGUUAUUGUCACGCCCCUUCACACAACAACAGUAAACACCAACCGAGUGUAAACUAUUCCUCUGCAUUUAAAAUAAUGUUCUAUCAGCUUCUCUCUGUGGUCACAGUGUAAUUCUCCAAUAUUUAAUAAAGAUAUUUAUAAUAAUAUGCAAGUCCUUUUUGAAAUAGUAGAAUUUAAAAAAUGAACUUAAUACUUAAAUUGAAUUCUUCAAUGUGGCCCCAAAUUACCAAAUUAUGCUAUUAUAAUAAUUAUUUUUUUGCCCACCCCUAGAAAGUUUUUUGCGGGCGCCCAUGGUUACUAUGUUAGAAUUUUUUGCUGUCCACUGUUCCAGUAUUAAACAGAAACUCGUCCCUCUCCCCCAUAGACAGCGACGAGGCUAUGACAGGCAAUUCAGGCUCAUACCAGCAAGAAGCCAGUAUAGGAGCUGCUCAUUCCUGCCCGAGACAAUCAGGGACUGGAACCAUCUUUCAAAAGGAACAGUUGAGGCGACAACACUAGACACAUUUGUGUCUAUUGCCUCAAGUGCAUAAUUUCCUCAUCACCACCAGUAACAGAAACAUUGCAAAUCCCAUCUACAUGCAUAGGAGCCAAAAUGAUCAAUAAAUUGAUCGUGGGCCCUUAAGAUAUAGAAGAAGAAUUUCUUUUCUAAAAUAGAUUUUAAGCACUUCUGUUGUAUAAGUGUGCUUUUUCUUUCAGUUUCAUUGAUAAAUGAUUUUAAAAAGGUAUUUAGCCACACAUUUUCUGUUACAUUUCAGAUAAAAGCUCAAAUACCUGUAUUAAAAAAAGCAUAUCUAGAUGAGAAAGAAGAAGUCGGUCAAUUGAAAGAGGUAUUAAAAGAGCGGGAUCAAACAGUGAGAAAGUAUGAACAAGAGGUAGACAGCCUAACAUUUCGCAAUCAACAGUUGUCAAAAAGAGUAAUAGUCUUGCAAGAAGAACUAGAAACAUCUGAAGCUAACAGUAAAAAGAAACAUAAGGUGAUUUUAUUAAUUUUAAAAAAUGUUGUAUUAUAGCUUAAAAAUCAAUUUAUGAAUGAAGUGUUGUUAUAUAAUUUUAAACCAAAUUCAUGCUAGGCCUAUAAUCUCUUAUUUAUUUAGUUAUUUACAAUAUUAUUGCCUAUUAAUUCUUUCUCACACUUGUUCUUCAAUCAAGUUUAAAAAUAAUGUAUUCUAUUAUAAUUAUUUAUCAUAUUUAAAUUAAAUAAAUAUACUUAUGCUUUUGUUUGUAAAUAUAUGAGUACCGGUAUGAGGUUUAUGACAGCAAAAAAUUGUAAAAUAUUUGGUAAAAUAUGCCUUUAUGUUUAUAUAUUUAAUAAUGAAGUCUAAGGAUAUACCUUAUAGCAGAAAAUGAUAAUUUUAAUUUCAAUGGCUAGGAAUUAUUAGAUUUAAUUUUUUUUUAAAUACUAUUACAAAAUUUCUACCCAUUAUUUCAAUACAGAACAAAUCUGAGCCAACAACCCCUGAACGAGGUGGGGCACGGAACGGAGGACUGAAUGUCUUCAAUGAAGAACUGCAGAACAAAAUUGAAGAAAAUGCAUUGCUACACAAACAGUUGCAAGAGCUAUCAGCACAGUUUGACAUGCAUAUCAGGGAGCUGCAGGUACUUUAUGCUUUAAAAUAAUGUCAAAUUGGCUCAUACUUUGUUCUUACAUAAGUUGUUCAGUAAUAAUUUUAAUCAAUUACUUAAUCUACAGGAACAAUUAAAAGAAGCUGAAAAUUCAAAAGGUCAACAUGAAGAGGUCCUUAGCUUGGCUCAAAAAAGAUCCAAAGAAAUUGUUGAUAGGCUACAAGAGGAAAAAGCAAUGUUGGAAGUAAGUGCACAAAAUGUUUAGGAGUCACAUAUUCAAAAACAUGAAUAAAAUGCUGAUAAUUUUUAAAAAAUUGGUAUGCUAAAUCAAAAUGAAUCUGAAUCUGACAUCAGUUGUCUAUUUAUCUUUUUCUUUAAAUCCAUUUAAAAAAAACAAAAAAAACAUUGUAUAUUCUAUUCAUAUAUAUUUUAAUAUACAGUUUAGUCAAUUAUUUUGUUUAAAAAGUAACGCAUAUUAUUUUUACAGGUUAAAAUACAAACUCUUGAAACAGACCUUCGAGACUUUCGUGGACGAUGUGACUUUGCGUAAGAUUUUUCCAAUAUGCUUUACAUGUUACACAAUAAGACUUUGCUCCAAGUUGGAAAACAGUAUGCCAAAAUAAUCUCUAGAAUAUUUUUCGGUCUGUUUUUUUGCCCACUCCAAUUUUUUUUCUCCUUUUUUUAGGUAGGAUAUAUGUAUAUAUAUAUAUAUUAUGUAACUUUAAUUUACACUUAUUUAAUUGUUUUUGUUGUACUGAUGAAGGCAUGUGCCGAAACGUAUACUUGUGUAUUUUUGUAAAAUUAUUAUUAAAGCUUAACUUCUAUUGUUAUAUUGCGAAAAUUGUUCGUGUUUAAUUAAUCUCUAGAAUAUAAAGUGUUUUAACACUGGUAUAACUGCUGUAAAAUAAUUUUUGCAUCAUCACAUUUUAACAAAACAUUUACAGGGACUUUCAUAGAAACCAACUAUAAAGUAAGGUAUUUAAAUCAAAUCUAAAUCUCUAUGACAACUUAAUGAACAUAGAACAAUUUUCUUUUUAUAAAAAUAAUUACUCAAAGGCUUAAACGUUUUAGGAAAGUUAUGAUUUUUCUUUUGUUUUUUUAAUGGCAUGAUACUUUUAACCACAGAGAGCAAAAACUGGUAUCGGUUGAAAAAAGUCUGCAGAGUCGUCUCGAUGUAGCUACAAAAAUUAUAGAAGAAAAAUUACCUUUUAUUGAUACGAGUAAGCAACUUUCUAUUUCAAAAUAUCAAUGGCUUGUUCACAGAUUAGUUGUUGUUUUUUUGCCAAUCCAAGUCCAUCUGGCAGUCACAAGGGUUAUAAGAGGGGUGGCAGUCUAAGCACUAAGUGAUAGCAUUUAAGGUUACUGCAGUUGAUAUCCAUUAUUUCAUUUAAAUAUUUGGUGAAAGUUGUAUUGAAAAAUAAUUUUAAAGCACAGCCAAAAACAUAUAUUUAUCGUUCCAUGGAGUAGAGAUAGAAAUACAUAUUUAGUUGUUUUACUAAAGAUGUCAUAAAAGAUGCUCCAUUUUGCUACCUGCAUAGAUCUAUGGCGUUGUUCUUUCUAAUGUUUUUUUUAUACUUCAAAGUUACAUAUUUUCAUUUGUAAUUCUUUAGUCACCACCUAUUUUAUUUUACUCAUUUUUUUAAAAAUAUUUGCCUCAAACAUUUAGAAAUCCGAGAAGUCAAUGGCCUUAAUGUCCCAACCCAUGACAGGAGACACCAGCUUCGAGCUAAAGAGCUUAUAACUCAAGGAGCUAACUUAGUCGGGGAGCUGACACUAGGCUUGUCAAAUUUCUUCACAUACAGCGAGCAGAGGUCUAAGAUAUAUCCAGCUGAUGGCGUUACGGAACCACUUAGCCAGUUAAAUACCAAAGUGAGUGGUGUUUUUUUUACAUUAUAUUCACUCUGCUCCGGCGCAUAAAUUUAAAGUUUUAAAGUAACACACACUGCUGAAUCUAUAGGUUUCAAUUUUUUAUCUGAUUCUUUUUCUCGUACCAAUUUGCUUUGAAAUUAAACAUUAAUUGUAAAUUUGUUAAUUCUAAAACAUUUAAUAUAUAAUGAGCCAGGCUUAUGUUUUGUAGCUGUAAGUCAGCUUUAUUGGAAUCAGAUUCACUCUGAAACUGCCUGUCAUUAAUGCUGCCAAUCUUUCUUAGAAUGAAAAAAAUUACAUACGCCUGAUCAAAACUAAAAACAGUAUCUCUUUAAGUAAUAUUCUUUGCUGCCUUGAAUUGUAAUCAGUUGAGUGGGCUGCUCGUUAGUUUUGUUAACCAACUGGCUCAAAUUUGUGUGAAUUUUCAUUGGCAUGAUAAACAUUCAUGUUUCAGUUUUGCAAAUACCUACAUGAGAACAUGGUUUACUUAAAGCCAGUUGAACAAUCUUUAAGGAACUUUGUCAACAGCCUUAAAGAUGACUCCCUCACCGUUUUAGUAAGUAAAACGUGUUCUGUGAAAUUUAUAUAACCCUAAUUUUAUUAUUUUUUUAAUGCAUGUUUUUAAUAAGGGACGAAGUUUUGAUUUUAUGUUUUCUUUUGUGCAAGUUGUCAAAUUUAUCCAAUCACUUCAUAGUUUUUAAAAGAAAUAUAUGUACAAAGAAAGGCAUUCUUUAAAAGUUUAUACAAAUAGUACUUACACGCAUUAACCCUUUUUGAGACUUUCAGUGUCAAGGAGAUGGAGCCCUUUUCACAAUCCCUCCACUUACUUUGAACGAUUGUUUUUUUUUAAUGAACUAAUUACUUUAAAAAUAUAGAACUAUACAAUUCUUAUAGGGAUUUUAAUGAACUAAUAGAAUCUUUAUGAAUCAAACUGAAAUCUCAACAUUUUUGUAUAUAAGAGAUCCUGAUUAGCAUAAUAUAUUCAUGCAAUUUUUGUACACACACAUUUAACUUAUCCUACUUGGAGAAUUUUCUUGAAUUUUCAGAUUUUUGAAGCCUAAAUAAGUCCUAAAAAACAUUUGAAUGAGAUUCAAUGUGAAAAAUUGUAUUACAUAUGCCAAUGGGGGUUCUUAUGCCUUUUGGCAUAUUCCAAGGUCACAUGUUUUUAAGCAUUUAAAUUUAAAAGGGUCAAUAGGUACAAAAACCUUGCUAUAAAAUGACAGAACACCAUAAAUUAUCAAUGGAAGCCACCAUUAAAAGGGUAAGAUGAGCAAAAAUCGGAUUAGCUGAUACAAAGACCAGCCAGCCAAUCUUGAGGCUUGUAUUAAUCAAUCAGUGGAAGGGCCCUUCAUCUUUUUCCACCAUUACACUCUGGGCAGAUAUCGGCCAGGCCAUCUGGGUUAAAGAGGGUUAAAUAUUAUGUUUUAUUUUAUGUUAAUUUCUUCCAGGAAACUUCAUCAGAACUUCAGCCUUUUUCUCACAACUUUAAAAAAAUGGUUGCCUACAUUAACAAACUUUUGCCAUACUAUAUUGCCAGGUAGGAUUGCACAUUUUUCUGGUUAAAACUUAGCUGACAAAUUUUAAUAAUAAAAGGUGCUUCCUGCUCUUAAUAUUAUUGAGAUUCAAACUCUCCUGUAUGAUUUGUCUUACAAUUGCUCAACACGUUUACUUGUUGCUUGAGUGAUUAUGACAAACCACCAUGCAAUUGAUAUUCAAACCAGUUUAAAGAAGUUUAUUUUAUCCCCUUGAAAAAAUGGGCCGACAAAAGUGGUGUGAAACUAUAGGCACAUAAACUAAAUAUAUUAAGUCUUGAAAAUGUUUGUGGAAAUUAUAUAUUUUGGUAAUUUUGACAUAUUUCUCUUGUAAUCAGCUUUAAAUAAAAAAAGUUCUAAGACCUCUGGUUUACAAAGAUCAAACUAUUUACAAUGAGAAAUCAUAUCAUCUUACAUCUUUUAAUUUUUUAUUUUUUUAUUUUUUUUUAAAUUUAGAACUAAUUAUACUUAAUUUUCUUUUCCUUAAUAUUUAAGAACAGUGAUUUCACUAUUUUUAAUUCUUAAAGCCAGAUGUAUAAGAAUCAAGAGUUCAGACCACACAUAUAAAAUUGAAGAGCUGUGCUUUUGAGAUUCUCAAUUCAGUAUGCACAGAUUAGCAGAUUAAGAUUUUGUAGGGCAUUUUACUUUUAUGAAAUGAUUAAUUAGAUAUUUUAUUUUGAGUUGCAUUUUAACUUUUUUUUAGAUCAAAUUAUUUAUUUUUUAAAAUGAACUAUGGCUCUGUUAUUUUGUUUUUGUGUAAUAUUCAUAUUAUUUUUGCUUUAUGUUUAUUAGCCCAUGUAGGAUGUAACUAAAAUUGCUAAUUACUUGUUACCGGUAUUACAGUUUAGAGGAAGAAAAUGCAGUGUCAUCAUGCACACCUACACUGGCUUCUAAAAACAGGGACCUGCUUCUGUCACUGAAUCGCCUGGUGUCUGUUUUCAACAAGAUCAACACAUAUGUUUCCUUACUGGCUGUGCAAAGUAAGAAUAGUUAUCUGAGAGUUAACCCAAUGAAUGGCAGACCGUUUUAAUGUAUUUAUUUGAUUUUUAAAUGUUAGCACUUAAUUGUCUUUAAGUUCAAUAAGAAGCGCUGAGUACACCAGUACAUUUAAUAAUGGUCCAUCACUGUCACCAUCAGUGCCAGGACAUUUUUAGGGUGGGAAUGGGGGGAAGAGUCAAUAUCAAUAAUGUCAAUGGUUCGCUUAUGUCUGAAAAAGUAUUGAAAUUAAAUAACAAAUUACAUUUUUUUCUUCUAAGAAUGCCAUUCUUCCAUGUCAGAAACAACAUUUGUUCCUCCCUUAAUAUUGUUCCACUUCAUCCUGUAAAUGGUUGAGCAGGACCAUAAAAAAUGCUUUCCCAUUUACCGAGAGCAGGGUUACACCCUGCCAAAUAUGAGAAUCGGUAAAGUUUCCUUUCUUUGGUGGUUGGAUGAUCACAUAUUUAUCCCAGCCAUUUUGGAAUGCUAAUGCCUACGCACUGCAACCAGUUGUUGAAAAUUUAGCGUCACACUUUGGCCAGUUUUAACAUUCUGGUGCAGCCUGAUUCCAUCCGGGAGCUAUGUUCAGAAUAAAGCCGUUUGUUUCAUCUAGAAUAAUAAUAAAACAGGUGAUUAUAAAAAAGAAAAACAAAAAUAUUGAUUAAUAUAACUAAUGCCAUUGGCAGGAAUUGGUUAUAUGAUAUCGUCGUAUUAUUUGCAGGUUUACAGGGUCAAGGUCAUCCACAAUCAUCUCAUGCUAAAUUUUUUUCUGGUUUGUGCAAAUCCCUCAAUGACUUGCACGAAGCUAUAAAAGGUGAGCAUUUAAAACAACCCUGGGGCUUUUACAUAAAUGCGAGUAGGAAUCUAAAGCAAAAUGCCAUAGUAAUUCAUUUCAAUUGCCUGUUAGUUAAACAAGGAAAAUUUAUUUUUCACUGUUAAUUGCAGCAAUUAUAGAAAUUAACAGCAGUAAGUCGUUGAUAGCAUUCUAAUUUAUGGAUAUCUCAAUUGUAAAAAAAAAAAAAAAUUAACAAAUUUUUUUUUUUCUUUUUAAUUUUUUUUUUUAAAUUGCUAACAAAAAUAUAUAAUUAUUCAUUGAUAAGUUAAAGGCUGAUGUGUACAACCAUCUCCUUCUUCAUGCUGCAAAAUACCAAUUGAUGGGGUUAUUUUAUUUACCUCAGAGGUUUCCAAACACUACAAUUCAAAAGUAUCUCUGGAGCAUCAACUCCCCACAGCAACUAAAGAACUCAAACGAACUGAUGAAUGUGUUGUUGCAUCUCUUAUAUCUCUGGUCACAAACACAGGAAAGGUGAGUUGGUAAUGUGUUUAUUUAGUUAUGUAUGAACUGCAAAAUGGUAAAGUGGAGCAAAAUGGUAAAGUGGAGCAAAAUGGUAAAGUGCAGCAAAUGGUAAAGUGGAGCAAAAUGGUAAAGUGGAGCAAAAUGGUAAAGUGCAGCAAAUGGUAAAGUGGAGCAAAAUGGUAAAGUGGAGCAAAAUGGUAAAGUGCAGCAAAUGGUAAAGUGGAGCAAAAUGGUAAAGUGGAGCAAAAUGGUAAAGUGGAGCAAAAUGGUAAAGUGGAGCAAAAUGGUAAAGUGGAGCAAAAUGGUAAAGUGGAGCAAAUUUUCUUUUUUAAAAUUGCCGAUAAAAUGCUCAUAAUUAAAAAUCCAUUGAUUACUUGGUGAAAUGUUUGUACAGAUGGCAGCAUUUAUGUCGGGCAAUCUAGAUUUCUUCACACAGCCUGCGGGUUACAGGACUAGAGGAAGCAGCAUCAGUUCUGAUAUGGGGAAAGAGGGCCCGAGGUCACAUCCAGCAGUUAACUCAUUCAGACAAAGGGCAUCACAGUUUCUUUCAUCUAUAUCAAAGGUACAGAAGUCUAUUAUAAUUUAUUUCAAGCCAUUUAUUGUUUCUUUCAUUUCAAGAUCACACUUACAUUCCAUUGUACUUCCCCAAAGCAAAUUUUUUUACAAUAAAUAUGCUAUAUCUCCAUUCAUUAAAAUACAAGCAUGCAGAUUUGAAGGUAAUACUAAUACUUCAUGUUUAUAUAAAUUAUUAAUAAACUUAUACAGUGGUACCUUGGUAUGCAUCAGCUUUGAAAUAAGUCCAACUUGGUAUAUGUCCUGUUUGGACGAGAAACAUUUUGCUUGGUAUAAGACCUUCGUUUGGAAUACGACCCUGGUGCGUGCUAGAAUUUGUAUGUGUCAAAAUGAUUUUUAGUAAAAGUCAAACCUUUUGAGCCUCAACCAGGGUCAACUAGGGAAAAGAGGCAGAAAAAAGAAAACACAAGGAAAAAAAAAACAACAAUAGAAUGUCGUAUUCCUGAAGUUUUAUUGGAAGCGGACUCUCCUUCAAAUCAAUAACAUCUCCUCCUUCUCAGCACCAUAUAGUAAGCACUUGACCCUUCUCACCAAGGUAAAGUGAGGUUAAAUUUUCAUUUAUUUCACCUAAGUUUUUUUUGUUUAUGUAUUUUAGUAUUAAGCAGUGCUUAAAUUAUUUUAUACAACCGUGUCAAUAAAUGUAUGUAUGUAUGUAUAGCAUCUUUCCGUCUGCGGGAGACGAUAGAUUAUCUUUAUUGCUUGCAGCUCUUGGUGUGGCUGGUGAGACCAAUCCUUGAAUGGCAGUCUCUGUUACAUUUCCCACAAACGAAUGCGGUGGAGCAGUAUUUACCGGCCUUCCUCCUCGCUCUUUUUGCAGCUGUUUCCGCCCUGUUUUGAUCCUCGGCAUGUAGUGAUCCUGCCUUCACGAUGCCCCGCCAUGAGGAUCGAUCCUCUGCCAGCUCCUCCCAGUUUGAGAUGUCGAUGUUGGCCGACUUCAUGUCUCUUUUGCAUAUGUCUAAGUAUCUCAGACGAGGCCGUCCAACUGACCUUUUCCCUGUCGCCAGCUCGCUGUAUAGCACGUCCUUUGGUAUGCGACCAGAUUGCAUUCGCUUGACGUGUCCAAGCCAGCGGAGGCGUCUUUGGAUUAACAUGGCUGGGACGCUACACAUGUUUGUUUGGGACAGGACAUCCGUGUUGGGGACUUUGUCUUGCCAUUUAAUGUCAAGGAUGUGGCGCAGGCAUCUGAGGUGGAAGCCAUUGAGCCUUCUUUCGUGUUUAGAGUAUGUGGUCCACGACUCGCAUCCAUACAGAAGUGUGCUCAGUACGCAGGCCUGGUACACCUGCAGCUUAGUUCUUGUUGUGAGUUUGGCGUUUGACCAGACUCUUUUCUUCAGUCUGGCCAUAACAGUUGCGGCCUUCCCUAUCCUCCCACUUAUCUCAUCCUCCAUUGAGAGGGUGCUCGAUAUGUUGGAUCCCAGAUAUGUGAAUCUGUCAACAGUAUCCAAGUCGUAGUCGUCGAUGGCGAUAGUGGGGAGGGAGUCAGCGCCCUGUUCCAUAAUGUUAGUUUUCUUUAGGCUAAUUGUCAGGCCAAACUCUUUGCAGGCAGCGGAUAGGCUGGAUACGAGGCUCUGCAGGCCGUCAGCUGUGUGAGAUACCAAAGCGGCAUCGUCCACAAACAAGAACUCUCGCAGCAAGACCUUUCUUGUUUUAGUCUUAGCUCUAAGGCGGGCAAUGUUGAAUAAUUUGCCGUCAUCUCUAGUGUGGAUGUAUAUCCCCUCGCUGUUGUUCUGAAAGGCAUACUGGAGUAGGAUGGAGAAAAAGAUUGCAAAUAAAGUAGGAGCCAGCACGCAACCUUGCUUUACUCCACUACCCACUGGAAAAGCUUCUGAGGCGGCACCGUUAUAGCACACUGUGCCCUGCAUGUUUUCGUGGAACUGCUUGAUGAUGUUAAGCAGUCGUGUAGGGCAGCCUAUCUUUUUGAGGAUCUGAAACAGGCCGCUUCUGCUGACAAGAUCAAAAGCCUUAGUGAGGUCGACAAACGCAAUGUAUAAAGGCAUAUGUUGCUCCCUGCACUUCUCCUGCAGCUGGCGCAGAGAGAAGAUCAUGUCUAUGGUUGACCUACCGGCGCGAAAACCACAUUGCGAUUCUGGGAGUACACGCGAUGCUAGGGUCUGUAGGCGUGUUAAUGCAACUCGGGCGAAAGCCUUUCCAACUAUGCUGAGGAGGGAGAUUCCACGAUAGUUGUUGCAGUCACUCUUGUCUCCUUUAUUUUUGUACAAUGUAACGAUGUUUGCAUCUUUCAACUCUUGUGGUAGCUGUCCCUGUUCCCAGCACAGAGUAAGGAGAUCGUGCAAGGGCCGUAAUAGUACUCCUUUUCCACAUUUGAGAGCUUCUGGUGGGAUACCAUCAUUGCCCGGGGCUUUCCCACUGGCGAGACAAUCGAUGGCUCUACGUAGCUCUUCUAUUGUGGGUAGGGCUUCAAGCUCCUCUUGACCGGCAAGUCUGGGAUAUCGUCCAGGGCUCUGAUCUCCAAGACUGCUCCCUUAAUGUCCAAAUCAGCGGAAAUUUGAUUACUGAUCGAGAUAAACAACUUAAGCAGUGGAUAGAGCACUACUUGGAAAUAUAGGCAACGAUAAACCAAGUCUCAACCGCUGCCCCGGACAAAUAAAUGUAUAAUAUGCCAAUAACAAUAUGAUUUUUUUUUCAUGGGAACGGAUUAAUCAUUUUCCCUUUAUUUCUUAUGGGAAAAAUACAUUUUGUAUAUGUCCUGUUUGGUAUAAGUCCAAGGAUCUGGAACGGAUUAAGGACAUAUACCGAGGUACCACUGUAAUUAUAAAUAUAAUUGAAACAUUUUCAUUCACAUGAGAUUAAUCUCCUCUUUCCUUUUUAUAUUGGAAAUAUCAUUUCUAGAAUCCUAUAAAGAAAUAAAGACAUACUCAGAUUUAUACAGACAUGCCUCAUAGAUCUGAAAACACAUUUGAAUGUUCAUUUUCACUGUACAAUUUCUAUGCUUUAAGAAGUCAUUGCACCAGAAUAUGGGCAGGAAAUUCAGAGCAUGUUUAGGAAAGCACUCAUUACUGUAACGCUAUGAAAGUUAAAAUCUGCUACAAGAGAUUCUAAGGAACAAAUUAGUAUUGAACACAAAUUUUUGGAGAUCACAGUGAAAAAUGAGCAUUUAACUUACCCUUAAAAUAAUAUUUAAAUAUUUAUAAUGAACAUGGGAGAGUCCUCAGUUACUCUCUUUGAAUAAUGAUGGAAAAAAUGUAAUUUUGAAAAAUGCAGACUUAAAUGUUAAGAGAGAUACAGCUACAGUUAUAGUCAUAAAAAUGAUCAAAGACCUAUUAAAUUCCCCUAAAUGCCGAGAGCUAAAAGGAAGAAAAUAAAAAAUAAAUUGUAGCACAAUUGAUUUUUGUUAGGAAAUUUUUUCUUUUCUUCUUCAUUUCACUACUUCCUUUACAGUCAUACUUUCAAACUGACUCGUGAAACUUAGCCAAAUAACCAAAAUCUGCAUAUCAAGGAAUGUACAGAUUUUAUAAUAAAUCUAUUAUCCAGAAAAUUUGUGUCCUUUAAAUGACAGAUUUUUAAUUCAACAGCCUUCACAAGAUUCAGUUCCAUACUGUGUAGCUGUGCAGAACAGGAAAACUUUACUGAGCUCAGCUGAAAGUAAAGAGGGGCUGGCUAAACAGGUAUUGUCUGUUGCCAAUUAUUGUGAGAUCUGUGUCCAAAAUUAUCUAUAUAUUAAAUGCUCAUAGGCAGUUGCAAUUAUAUUAUGAGAAAAAAAAAAUAUUUGCUAAUUAAAUCUUUUAAUAAUUCAUAAUUUUACUAAGUAUGACACUAGUAAAGGUUAAUUUUACUAAGUAUGACACUAGUAAAGGUUAACCUUUUCUUUUACUUUCCCAGCUUUCAAUUUUCCAACAAAAGUUCUCAAAACUAGAGCAAGAGAAAGAGCAUUACUUGCUAGAGCUGCAACUGCUUAAGAUCAAAUUUGAGAAUGAACAAGUGGUGAGUGGUUGCCUGGCCCACUGCAUUUAGAUUGUCAUCCAUUAUUUCAUAAGUUUCAUCUACUGCCCCAACAUUAUAAUAAAGUUAUCAGACUGUGGGUUGGCAAUCAUGAGCUGGAUAGGGAACAUCACAGGGGUAUAAUGAAAAGGAUAAACCAGUCUUUAUUAAACCCAUUUUAUGGGAUAUGUUGACAACAAGGAUGUCAAAAGUUCAAAAUCAAAUGCAAGUAAAUAAGAAAUAUGUCUGCUAAAAGGCUUUUUUUUUUAUUUGAAAGAUUUCUUCAGCAAAAAAAAAAAGAAAUAUCUUUAUUAAAAGCUUUCUUCAGCAAAAAAGAAAGAGCGAGCAAACAUGUAAAUAUAAUAUAUAAAUUGCUGAGAAACAAUCAUUUUGUAUAGUUUUUAAUACACUAAAAUUAUUUAAUAAGUAAAUAGCACUAAAGAAGGUUAGAAACACUGGGCUUAAAAUAUACAAGUUUGUACUUUUUGUUUUUCACCAUUUUUUAAAUUAUUAUUUGAAUCAAUACAUAUUAAUAGGUUGGAUUAUCAUAUAUAUUUUCGAAUCAUUUUCGAAUCAAAUUUUUUUUUUUUUUUUUUUAGAGUGCAACACUGAGGUAAUUUUUAUUUUAAGUUCUGUGCUCUCCUUUUUAGAGUGCAACACUGAGGUAAAUUUUAUUGAAGUUCUGUGCUCUACUGUUGUUGCUUUUUUUUUUUCUUCAGAAAACAAGGCAGUUGGAAAAAGAAAUAGACAUGGUAAGGGCCAGCUCAAGUGGUGUAAGCAGUGCUGUGGCAUCCACCUCAUUGGAGGAUCAUAUAGAAAAAUUGACACUCCCUUCAGAUAUAAGCACUCGCUCAGACUCUGUUAACAGUGGAUCAUACCUCGACACCAGCAUGGUGAGGCUAAAUUUUUUUGAUUUGUAUAUAAUAAAUCAAAUUUUUAAGAGAAAAGGGAAAUCUGCAUCCAUUUGUAGACAGAAAUAAAAAAAAAAAAAUUUUAAAACCAAAGAGCUUAACUUGAAAUUUAUUUAAAAUAAACUGUUUUAGUUCAGAAAUACAUAUUAAGAGUUUAUUUUAAUUUUAUAGCUGGGACAGCUAGAAACCAACGGAUCUGUUAAAAAUGAUGUAGACACCAGAGAACAACUGAUAAUGAAUCAUUACAACACAAGAAUAAAUGAGCUGACACUUCAGUUACAGCAGGCGGACAGCAAGGCAGUCAGUUUCCAUGCAGAGGUCUGUGGUUUCUUCAAAUAAGCAUGGGAUAUUUUAUAUUUAAGAAAAUAAUUAUUCAUCCAAAUUUAAUCACACUUUAUUAUUUUUCUUAUUUUAUUAAAUGAUGAAUAAAAUUUUAAAAUUCAGUUUUUAACAACUUAUGUGGAAAUUGCUUUGGAUUAAUGUAAUAUCAUCACACAUAUGAUAUUCCUCUUACUCUGCAUUGAACAUAUUUUUCCCUGAAACCUUACUGCAUGACGGCUAAUAAGAGCCGGGACUUUCAUUUUAUUGAACAUUAUACCUUCAGGUACGAGCUUUACAUAAACAACUGAAAAUUGCGGAGAAGGCAAAGGAAGUGUGCCAAGAUGAACUGAAAAUUGUUAACCAAAGUUUAGCUCAUCUGAAGGUCAGUACCAUAGAGCUUUUACAACAAGUAAAAUAUAUUUAAGAAGCAUCUUUAUUUUAGCUAACUGAACAAGCUGGAAGGAGUCCUCCACAUUUGCAAAAACAAUAGCUAGUUUGCUUGUUAUGGAAACCCAGAACUAUCUGAAAGCUUACCCCAUGUCCAGCUAUGUUACCCAGACGCCAAAUAAAAUAUAUAUCAUCUAAUUUCCCCAAAAAAAAGAUAGGAGUUAAAUUUUUCAUUGUUUUCUAAAGGAUGAACUCCAGACAACUACGCGCAGCUAUGAAGGUCAGCUUAGCAUGAUGAGUGAGCACCUGGCAGGCAUGAAUGAGAAACUGGCUCAACAGAAAGAUGAGAUUGAUGAACUUAAGCAGCACCUCACCCAGAAAGGCUCAUCUUCAAAGGUAAUUAAUGGUUUAUAAGUUACAAGUGCACUACAAACAGGCCCAACAAAUUUUAUUGUAUAUGUUCAAGUAAAUAAGUUUUAACACCCCCUAAUCUCUUGAUAUGCAUAUGUAUUUAUAAGAUAUACAUUAUGCACAACUAAAUGGUGUUCCUAAGGAAUAAAUUCCUGGUUCUUAUUACGAUACCAGUUUCAAUAAUUUGGUUAUCACAGUUAGAAGUUAAAUUAAAUCUAUUGUUAUGCAUGGUGGCAGAUGCUGAUUAAAAUUUCCAGAGGUGGAUAAAAAAAAACAACUGUAAUGAGUAACAGGUUUUAAUGUGUGUCGUGUGUGUCGUUCCGUGAGUCCCCCUUUUUUUUUAAUAAUAAUUUUUUGUUUCCCAUAGAUAAUGAAAAAGUCCAAGAAAUGAUGACAGCCUUUAGUAUUAACCAUAGGUCUUUCCAAACUGUACGUGAUUUAGUGAAGAUGGUACCAAGUGUUGAACACUCAAGUCUUCUAGCUAUUCACCUUGCCAUGAUCUUGAGAUUAGCUUGUUUAUAGCUAGGUUACCUGAGGAUUUGAGUUGAUGAUUUAAUGGAGAGUUUAAAAAAUUUAGUUUGCAAGAUCCUUAUAUAGAUGCAUUAUAAAUUACUGUUGAAUUAUAAAAAUAUGUAUCAAUCAUUGUAACCUGUAGGUUUUAUCACUCUUUAUUAGUAAAAUAAUUAUUUUUUACUGAGUACAUCACAUGGGUGGAUAGUUUCAUUUAAAUUGUAAAUAUCUUUGUAUGGAGCAGUGUUUUUCAUUAACAUUUUAUGCCAUUUUGAAAAAGAUGUCAAUCCCUCUCUCAAAUGUUAAAAUGUUAAUUUGUGUUAUUCUUCUACAUACUCUACGAAAAACAACUUAUCAAUCUGUUGUAAUAUUCACUUUUUGAGGAAUGUUCCAUUUGUGUCACUUAUUCAUAGCUCUAGCAGUGGUUAAUACUUCUUAGGCAUGAAGUGUGUUGUUUUCAUCACUGCAAAUUGAGUCUUUAUUUAGGGUAUUACUAAUAUGUUUAAUUUGGACAAAUUUAAAUCAUUAAUAUAACUCUCCAGCGCUAGAAAUAAUUAAAUUAUUUACUUUAAAUUUUAAUAUGAAAGUUGUUUUUUUCUACGUCUGAAGUGUCCCUAUAUCUCAUUUUAAAAAUUAAAAAAGGCGUUUGCUUAAAUACUCAUCUAAAUAUAUACUCCUCUAUUAAUUUCUUUUCUUCUUAACACAGCUCUGUAGACACCUGGAAGUCUGUCUUAUUAAUAAUAAAGGAGAGCCAAAAAUUGUUAAAGAGAUUAAUUUAAGUAUCAAAUAUAUUAUUUAUUAUCAUUAAUUUUAUAACUAUCAGAAUGAUGAUACCAAGCUAAACAGUUUAAUAACCAUGUGCCUACCAGUAUAUCUUAAUAUAUUUUUAUGAUAUAUAACAUCAUUGAAAUGCCAUGAACCUAGUAAUGGGGACAGUUAUUGUUAAUGUUAUAGGGUUCAUUUAGUUUUUUUUUUUUUUUUAAAAUUAUGUAUCAGUUAGUGAAAGCAAUAAUUUUACCAGAGAUUGGAUUAUCUAGAAUGUAGGACUCAUCUUUAACCAUAAAAUAUGGAAUGUAGCAGAUUGUUAUUGUUGCAAUCAUGUGCAAUAUUAUUGAUGUUUGGCAAGUAUGAUUUAACUAAGAUCAAGUUCUAUUUUAUUUAUACAUUAUUUAUUUUUAAUUUAAACCCAUUCCAAAAUAAUUUAUACUUUUUUUUUUCUUUUUAAAUAAAUUUUAAAGCCCAUUAUUUUGGGUAGACUUUUAAUAUUUUUUUUGUGUUAAGAAUGACCUUUCAAUUUAAAGACUAUUUGAUGUAAUUUGGACAUUAUUUGCAUGUCUGUUGUGUACUUUUAAAGGGAAGCCCUGUACAAAUUGAAACAAAAGUCCAAUAGUGUUCCUGCCUUAAGGUUAAUUUUCUCAUAUUAUGUUAUAUCACUUGGAUUUUUCAUGUAAAUAUGUCAAUGUGAGAGUCUUAUCUUCUUAUGAAAACUAAAAGUGCUGAGCUUAUAUUUCAGAUCAGGUUUUCUGAACUAUUUUUUAAUCACAUGAAUACUGUUCACAUCUUGUGAAUAUUUGUUUUAAGAUUAAUGAAGAAAGUUGCAUUUGUUUCAAUCAAUUUCAUUGACUCCCAUAUGGUUAAGAAGUCCCUGUUUUAAUGAUUAAAUUAAUUAAUAAAUUACUUUUUACUGCUUACCUCUUGGAAUUGGAAUGUAUUACUCAAUUCACAACUUUUUUUUUUUAAAAGAACUUUUUGACAAUUUGUUUCAUUCCAACCCCAAGGUUUAUACCAUGUAAAAAAAAAAUACUUUUUAUGCCACAAAUAGCCCACAAUUUACACAUGCAUUAUUUUUUAAAUUGUAUUAGCAAUUAAUAUGAUUUAUCAGUCAGUUUCAUUUUGUAAUUUCAUUCACAUGUAUUAUCAGUAAGAUUAUGUAAUUUUGAUUAUAUGCAAAUCUCUGACAAUUUUAAGAAGCCAUUUAAAACAGGAAGAAAAAUCAAUAGAUUUUGCAGCAGAAAAUCAUGGUAGCUAAAGUAAAAUUAUUUGUGAAUGUUUACAUGAACUAUGAAAGUGGGUUUUUUAGGCUGUGAAAAACGCUACAAACUGCAAUAAAUUAUGUGUAGAUGCAUCAAUGUACCUGUUCUUGUAUAGUUUGUGUUGUGUUUUUUGUUGUAAUGACUUAC